AGUAUAAAAGCUAGAUAUCGAUCUUAUGUUUUUAAAUUAGUAGAUAAUUGUGAAGUUUAGAUAGCUCGCCAGGCUAUAUAAGGACGUGGGCUGAAACCCAGACCUCAGUUUAUGAAGCACCGACCUAACAGGAAAGCGGUUAACCUCAACCACUCAAAUUAAGCCCAGCAAGAAUGAAACAGACGAUCCAGCUGCUCCAGGCGGUGUUGAGCGUCGCCUGCGCAGUACCGCUGGGUUACUCUCGAACCAGCCCUGCAAACGGCUCAGUAUAUCCUGCCAACCGACACUAUGUUAACGGCUACACUGAGGGAGAGAACACCACACAGCCUUCCUAUGUGUACAUACAGCGUCCUAAAGGAUACUUCCGCAGUGUCCUGUACACUGACGAGGAGCUCAAGGGUCUCGACGAGAAUCAGUAUCCUUGGGAGGUUCAGAGUGCUGAUUCUGUGGAGGACGACAGUGUCACUCUAGAAACCAGCACUAAUUCUCAAGAAAACAGCACUUUUCCUCCAGAAAUAAUAGAUUUUCCUUUAGAAAACAGCACUUUUCCUCUGGAAAACAGCACUGUUCUACAAGAUAACAUUUUCUCUCAAGAGAACAGCACAGUUCUACAAGAUAACAGCAUUUACCCUCUGGGUGACACCCCUUUGCUUCGUGCGAACAGCAUUUCUUCCCUCCAUAAGCCUCCCCAAAACCUAUUCAAAAAUCCUUUACAUUUUGACACUACGAAAGACGUUCCAGAAAAAGAUUUAUUCUUCGGGUCUUCAAUUGACUACACAAAAUUUGACCUGGUUAAGCAGCAGGUUAUACGCAUCCUGCGAGGGAAAUUCGAGAACGAUGUCGAGACCGUCUUUAAGAAUGUCCAUAGUUCUAGUUAUAGAUAUCUACAUGUGAACCCGGAUUACUUCGCUGGUGUUUCUCUAGAAGACAUAUUCCAGCAUACUAGAAACUACUUCCGAUUCAAAUCUCCUCUUGAAGCCGAGAACCUACCUUCUAGAACCAUCUAUGAAGUCAGAAAGUUCCUUGCUACCCACUUAGAACUCCCAUUGUAUGUCGACCGAGGGUAUAUAGGAUCUUUCGGCCAAGUUCUACAACGCAACAAGAACUUUUUCAUGCUGGCUGCCAACUCAAGUUUGUACACUGACCAGUACAAGUACAACCUCAUGGUCCAGAUCGUGAGUCGUGUCAUGUGGGAGGCCAACAUGGUACCAUGUCAGGAGUUCAUGAGGGACCAGUUCUACCAUGAGGUGUCGUGGCGAGAGUUCUUCGACAGGAAGGCGGUCCAGCUCGGCGGUGUACGUGAGGGCCCCACGUAUCAUCUGGUCCCCCUGGACGCGGCCCACGUGCCCCAGCGUCUGCUGGGCUGCCUGCCCUGGGCCGCCCAGGGAGAAUGCUUUAGCUGGGCCAACACCCAGCUGUCCUAGCACGUCCAGGACGCCGUGGCCCAGCACCAGGACGUCCAGGACGUCGUUGGCCCAGCACCAGGACGUCCAGGACGUCGUGGCCCAGCACCAGGGCGUCCAGGACGCCGUGGCCCAGCACCAGGACGUCCAGUACGUCGUGGCCCAGCACCAGGACGUCCAGGACGCCGUGGCCCAGCACCAGGACGUCCAGGACGUCGUUGGCUUAGCACCAGGACGUCCAGGACGCCGUGGCCCAGCACCAGGACGUCCAGGACGCAGUGGCCCAUCACCAGGACGUCCAGGACGCCGUGGCCCAUCACCAGGACGUCCAGGACGCCGUGGCCCAUCAUAUCGUAUAUAUGACCAGGGCAUGUAUAUAAUAUAUCAUAAAAUAUCUCCCGCGGCAAUCAUUAAUUUUGAAAAUGUUAUGUCUAUUGUAUCAUGUAACAAAUAAUUUACGGGGUUUUUGGCCCACUAAGUAAAUCUUGACGCGCAGA
Molecule: messenger RNA, 1900 nt
Organism: Hyalella azteca
Lineage: Eukaryota; Metazoa; Arthropoda; Malacostraca; Amphipoda; Hyalellidae
Exons: 4
Coding region: 174-1424 (416 amino acids)
Source: RefSeq, a predicted model, not a curated record